This is a messenger RNA of Felis catus (domestic cat), 1974 nucleotides long. It is a transcript of the gene ACD, whose product is annotated as ACD shelterin complex subunit and telomerase recruitment factor. The transcript is spliced from 12 exons. NCBI's taxonomy places the organism in Eukaryota, Metazoa, Chordata, Mammalia, Carnivora, Felidae. The record is from RefSeq and is a predicted model, not a curated record. Gene Ontology annotation, biological process: telomere maintenance via telomerase; telomere capping. Gene Ontology annotation, molecular function: telomeric repeat DNA binding. Bases 464 to 1855 code for a protein of 463 amino acids. Gene Ontology annotation, cellular component: shelterin complex; chromosome, telomeric region; telomerase holoenzyme complex.
GUGUACUGUUACUUCUACUGGCCUUAUAAGACUGCACGUUUUAGAUGAGAAACUGAGCCAUAAUAAAUAUUUGCUCAACUCUUCGGUUCACAAGGUGAAGUGGCUUUGGGCCAACUCGCUUGACCACUCCUGGCGGCAGCCUGAAGCCCUAGAUCCCUCCCUCUCCAUUCGAGCCAUCCCGGCCGGUGCCACAGAAGUCUUGACGAAUGGCCCAAACGCCGGGCCCCUGCUCGGAGAUACCCUGGUAAGACCAAGCAGGUUGGCAUCCAAUCUUCCCAACAAGAAUCUGCCCGCAAAUAUCCGAACAACACGGGCUCGUGCGCACGCGCGGACACGCAUUUGGGCGUGGCCUCGACCUUAGGUUCCGCCCAGCCGCGGUGCGCUUCCUCUUCCGACGAGAGGCGGGGCCGCGGCGUCCGCGGGAAACCCAGGCUGGUGGUGCUCCACUAGGUGCAUCCCGGGAAUGGCAGGCUCGGGGAGCUUGGUCCUGCGGCCCUGGAUUCGAGAGCUGGUCCUGGGGUCAGAUACACUCUCAAGUCCGCAGGCGGGGCAGCUGCUAGAGGUGCUACGAGAGGCCGAGGCUCCGGGCCCGUCCCGCGCCCCUGACUCGUCUGAUGUCGCGGCCACACUGCUUGUGUCUGACGGGACCCACAGUGUCCGAUGCCUAGUGACGUGGGAGACCCUGGACGCCUCGGAUUGGGAGGAGAAGGAGUUCGGCUUCCGAGGGGCAGAAGGCCGGCUGCUGCUGCUGCAGGAUUGUGGGGUCCGCGUCCAAGUCGCCGAAGGCGGCGCGCCCGCGGAGUUCUACCUCCAGGUGAACCGCUUCAGCCUGCUGCCUACUGAGCAGCCCCGGGAACGGGUGAUUGGUUGCAACCAAGACCCGGAUGUGCAGAAAAAGCUCUAUGACUGUUUGGAGGAGCACCUUUCAGAGUCCAUCUCCCCCAGUGCAGGCCUUUCACUGUCCCAACUUCUGGAUGAGGUGCAGGAGGACCAGGAGCAUCGGGGGGCGUUAGUGCACCUGGCUGAGAGCUGUCUGAUGCUGGCAGGCCCUUACACAGCACCCCCUCUUACCCGCUGGGCCUCCUCCCACCAUAGGACCACGGGAGAAGCUGUGUACACUGUCCCCAGCUCAUGGCUGCACAUCUCUGAGAAUGACCAGCGAGUUCUGAGCUCUCUGGGUCCAGGUCAGAGGACACAGGACCCUGAGCUGCCCCCACCAGACCCAGCUCUGGAAGACCUAUCGCUGACCCUGAUCUCUCCUUCCUCACCUACGUCCUCAGGAACCCCUGCUUUACCCGGCCACAUGUCCUCUGAGGAAAGCGGUGCCAGCAUCAGCCUUCUGCCUGCCCUGUCCUUGGCUGCUUCAGACCCAGUGCAGAAGGAUAGCUCCCGGCCUGUGCCAGCCAUCUGUUCAGCCCCUGGCCCCCUGCCCCCCAGUUCCAUACACCCUAGCCGUGGACCCAGAUCCCCACUCCUGAGCUGCACCCCAAGUCUCUCACCCCUUGGUCAUGUACCCAGUCCACAUCAGGCCAUUGUGACCAGGGCCCAGAAACCUAGCUUGGAGUUCAAGGAGCUAGGAUUGCCCCCCAAGAACCGGCAACACUCUCCAAGGACAAAAACGACCACAGGAGCCCUGGAGUCCAGCCCUGUUGGGGUCCCUCUCCAGAUACCACACCACCUUCAGGACCCUCCAAAGAAGCAUCGUGAUGGUUCUGCCUUCCAAUAUGAGUAUGAGCCACCCUGCGCCUCCCUCUGUGCCCAGGUGCAAGCUGUCAGGCUUCCUCCCCAGCUUGUGGCCUGGGCCUUGCACCUUCUGAUGGAGCCACAGCUGGAGUCUGAGCUCACCCAGGUGUGAGGGGUCAUGUGAACAUGUGGGAAGAUGUGUGCACACAGGUCCAUGGCUGGGGAUAAACCAAAAGUACUCCCCACUCUGCUUCGAGUUUUUUAAUAAAAUAAUCUCAUGCGGCAGGAAAA